ACAAUGGAGGAUCAGCUAAGACAAUUAAAAGACAUAUUCGACAGGUUCGACAUGGACGCAGAUGGAAGCUUAACCAUCUUAGAACUCGCGGCCCUGCUCAGGUCCCUUGGUCUCAAACCUUCAGGGGACCAAAUACAUGUUUUGUUAGCAAGCAUGGACGCAAACGGCAACGGUUUUGUCGAGUUUGAUGAGCUUGUAGGCAAUCUUCCUGACCUGAACGAAGAGAUCGGUAACAAUACCGAACAUUUACUCGACAUUUUCAAAUCUUUUGAUAGAGAUGGUAAUGGAUUCAUCAGCGCAGCGGAAUUGGCUGGAGCCAUGGCUAAGAUGGGGCAACCGUUGACGUAUAGCGAGUUAAGGGAGAUGAUUAAAGAAGCUGAUACAAACGGUGAUGGUGUUAUAAGCUUUAGUGAAUUUGCUUCUAUUAUGGCUAAAUCUGCUGUUGAUUACUUUGGUUUAAAAAUCAAUUCAUAA
Eruca vesicaria subsp. sativa (arugula) is the source of this 474-nucleotide messenger RNA. Lineage: Eukaryota; Viridiplantae; Streptophyta; Magnoliopsida; Brassicales; Brassicaceae. The record is from the annotation of a GenBank genome assembly.